This is a messenger RNA of Hydractinia symbiolongicarpus, 2572 nucleotides long. Its product is annotated as MICOS complex subunit MIC60-like. The transcript has 8 exons. The record is from RefSeq and is a predicted model, not a curated record. Gene Ontology annotation, cellular component: MICOS complex. Gene Ontology annotation, biological process: cristae formation. The coding region runs from base 83 to 2401 and encodes 772 amino acids. NCBI's taxonomy places the organism in Eukaryota, Metazoa, Cnidaria, Hydrozoa, Anthoathecata, Hydractiniidae.
AAUUUCAAUAUGUGCUUUCAGGUUAGAAAAAAAGUAUGCUAAAAUGUAUAUUUUGGUAUAAUUACGAUUUGACAUCUACACCAUGUAUCGCGGCAAUACUUGGACACGGUCAGGUAGCAGACUCGCCAAUGCAAGAUACAAAUUGUUAAGUCAUAAUACAAAGAAAGGACUGUUAUCAAAAAGUGUUUGGACUAGAAGUUCAUCAUCCAGUUCAUCCAAAUCUACCGGAAAUGGAAUAUAUAUGGGGGCAUCUGUUGCCACUAUUGGAGUGCUAGGUACUGUGGCUGUUGCAUAUGCGAGUUAUGACGAUGAGUUCAGAAGCAGUUUAGAAAGAAGUGCACCAUUUACAAAGGGUGUUCUUACAACUUUGCUUGGCGAACGUAAAAGUAAACAAAUUUUGCUCACGGAUGAAAAAGAUUUAUCAAUCCCAUUUGAAAUUCCUGUGACCAAAGAGGGAGAAGGUCUUUCUGAUAAAACAUCGACCCCAGUUUUUGCAGAUGAAAUAACACAUGCUCCUUCAGAAACUCAUGCAGCAGAUCUCCUUUCUUUAAAUACCAUGGAUACACCAGGAGUUUCCGCAAUUGAUCUUGAAUUAAGUAAUCGCACACCAACGAAAAGCAAAGAAAUUAAAACAGAACCUAUUAAAGCAGGUAAAGAAGAAAAGCUUUCUUCACAAGUAGAAGUGUCAACUCCGGAAAUAUCGUCUGUCAUUACAACUGAUAUUAAAGCGGCAGACGAGGAAAAAUCUGUCGAAGGUGUGAUACCUAUUGAGACUGAGCAAUCAGAUGUUUCUACUGGGCCUUUGACAUCUGAAGAGAUCAACCAACUGUCCCAGCUUGUUGACCAAUCCGCAUUGGAAGUCGUUUUAGAUGCUUCGGCUGAACAACUACAGAUGUUAUCUAAUUCAACAAUAACUUCCUACAAUCAGGCCACAGCUUCCAUAAGAGAAUAUAUUCAGCAACUUUCUGAAGCUGUUUCAGUUCCAUACAAAGAAGAUGCCUAUAAUUCGGUUUGGACAGCCACAGCCUUGCUAGAGCACAAGUCCCAACAGGUUAUAGACGAAGCUGUGUCAAAAGAGCGAGAACUAAAAGCUGAGCUGGAGGGCUUAAUAGAGCUUAUGAAAUCUGUAAAACAAGCUGGUUUUAGCGAGGUGGCUACCCGAACAGAAGAGUUGGUAAAACUUUGUAAAGAGAAGCUCGAUUCAGUUCAUAGUGAAAUGCAGAAAGCAGAAGGCGAACUCAAGUUUUUUCUGGAUUUUCAAGCUGUCGUAGAGAAUGCUGCUCCUAAAUUACAAGAAGAACUCAAGCGGUUCACUCCUGAUCUUUUAAAGUUGAUGAAACUUAGAGAAGAGUUUCAGGAUCUUUCUCUUAAGGAAGCCUUGUUAGCAUUGGCACUAAAACGUCCUGAAGUAUUUCAGGGAGAAGCAAGGGAGAAUACAGUUGCUAAUUCAGAAAAAUUUACCGAUAUGAUUGCAAAACAAAAAGAAGAACUUAAGAAAAGAUCGGAAGAGAAAUUAAAGUCCGAAAUCAGUAGAAUUGAAACAGAGAUGGAUUUAAAAUUGCAGUCCAAAAUGAAAGAUGUUGAAAUUCGUUACGAAAACGAGAUACUUGCGCAGUUAAAACGCCAGGCUAGUGCGCACAACGAACACUUGGCUGAAGAGCUUGCUAAAAAGUCGUCUGAGGUAACAGCUAUGCUUCAGGAUGAAAUGAAUACGAAGUUGUCGGAACAACAUGAAAUUUAUCGACAGGAAUUGGAGAAGAAUGUUGCUGCAAUUGAUGGAAUUCAAUCUAAGAUAACUGAUAUCGUUGAUGUUGAUCGAUAUCAACGCCGCCUUCAGGAGCUAUGGAUAGCCUCUCAAGCGUUAAACGCUGCGCUGGAAGAAAGUGUAGUUCAUGGUCGCACACGAACAUUAAUGCCUGAGAUGGUGUCCAUUAUGCAUUUAGGGGGGAAAAAUGAAGUCAUUCAGGAAAUAAUUGAAACGAUUCCAGAAGCUGCUGCCAUGUACGGUGUGGUUCCUGAAAAAGAUCUGCUACAGAGAUUUGAUCGUGUCAAAGGUGUUUGCAAAAAGGUUGCUUUGGUAGGGGAGGAAGGAGGUUCAAUGGGUCACUAUCUUCUCUCCUUUGUCAAAUCGAUCUUUGUGUACACCGGUUGGUAUCGACGUUCUGUCGAAAACGAAAUAAACCCUGACGAAAUAGGACCGUACGAGAUUUUAGCCAAGGCUGAUUAUUUCGUAGAACAGGGCGAUCUGGAACAAGCUGCUAAGUUUAUGAGCCUAUUAAAAGGCGCGUCGAGAAAGAUGUGCAACGAUUGGUUGGUUGAAGUUCGGUUGCUAUUAGAAACUAAACAAACAGCGCAGCUGUUGUUGUCGUAUGCAGCGUCGCUAUCGGCUGGGGGUGGUUGAAAUGUCGUUGGUAAAUAAAAUAUUAAAUUGAAAUGGAAAUAAAACAACCUACCGGUAUGAACGAUGUUGCUUGUUCUGUUCAAUGAAUGUAGGAUUCUUAAAAUAGAUAUCUGUAAUUCUGAUCAUGUUAUGUGUAUUUCAUAAGAUAUUGAUACUAUAUUUUCGCUUUUA